This is a messenger RNA of Gasterosteus aculeatus aculeatus (three-spined stickleback), 2831 nucleotides long. It is a transcript of the gene ptpn2a, whose product is annotated as protein tyrosine phosphatase non-receptor type 2a. Lineage: Eukaryota; Metazoa; Chordata; Actinopteri; Perciformes; Gasterosteidae. The record is from RefSeq and is a predicted model, not a curated record. Gene Ontology annotation, biological process: negative regulation of receptor signaling pathway via JAK-STAT; negative regulation of ERK1 and ERK2 cascade; peptidyl-tyrosine dephosphorylation. Gene Ontology annotation, cellular component: cytoplasm; nucleus. Gene Ontology annotation, molecular function: non-membrane spanning protein tyrosine phosphatase activity; protein kinase binding.
CAUCGUCAACUGCACGAGCAGCAGACUCCCCGCAGGGAUCCCAGCGUUACACACACUGCUGUUUAGAUGGCUGACAGAAAGGAGUAACUUCGUAAACUGUGCUGCAAACACUCUGAGAUCAUCUACAAAGUGUCCCAGGGCCCGAGAUACGACACAAUGGAGGAAGAAUUUGAAGAUAUCGAUUCAUCCGGGGGAUGGCAAAACCUUUUCAAUGAGAUCCGUAACCAAGCCAGUGAAUUUCCCUACAAAGUGGCAAAACUUCCAGCGAACCGGAAUUUGAACCGCUACAGAGACGUCAGCCCAUACGACCACAGUCGGGUUAAACUCGAAAACUCUGAAAAUGACUACAUCAACGCUAGUUCAGUGAUGGUGAAAGAAGCCCAGCGAGCUUACAUCCUCUGUCAGGGGCCUUUGAGGAACACCUGCGGUCACUUCUGGCUGAUGAUUUGGGAACAGUGUUCGAAAGCUAUUAUAAUGCUCAACAGAGUCAUUGAAAAGGGAUCUGAGAAGUGUGCACAGUACUGGCCCACCUCAGAGGAGCUGCAGAUGUCCUUCACAGACACGGGGUUCGUGGUCCGGCUGCUUUCAGAGGAGGACCGGUCCUACUACACAAUCCGAGUGCUGCAACUGCAGAACACAGUGAUGGGGGAGUCCAGGGAGAUCUACCACUUUCACUACACCACGUGGCCUGACUUCGGCGUGCCCGAAUCCCCGGCCUCCUUCCUCAACUUCCUCUUCAAGGUCCGGGAGUCGGGCUCGCUAGGGCCGGAGCACGGGCCCUCUGUGGUGCACUGCAGCGCCGGCAUAGGACGCUCGGGGACCUUUGCCCUGGUGGACACCUGCCUGGUGUUGAUGGCGAGGAGGAAGAACCAGUCGUCAGUGUCCAUACAGAAGGUCCUGCUGGACAUGAGGGAAUACCGCAUGGGCCUUAUUCAGACCCCUGACCAGCUCCGCUUCUCCUACAUGGCCGUCAUCGAGGGAGUCAAGCUCAUCCCCACGGACAUGCAGAAAGUGGCGUCCGGAGACAAUGUGGAGGAGGAGCUAGAUCUGCCCCUUCCACCACCACCACCACCACCACCUCGCCCACAAACUCCACCCCGACCGCACCUCAACGACAGCAUGCCCAACGGUCAGCCAGGAACCCGUCCGGAAACGCCGGGCGCCUCAGAGGAGCCGGACGACCCGCAGCAGGACGUGGCCGAGGAGUCGGGGCAAGUCCGAAAGCGGCAGCGCGGGGAGCGGAUCGCCUGCACCUCGCAGAAGGUCCAGCAGAUGAAACAGAGACUCAGCCACUCGGAGAGGAAACGAGACUCGUGGCUGUACUGGAAACCCAUCCUGCUCAACGUCGGCGCCGGGGCGGCCGUGGCUGUCGGCCUGCUGGUGUGCUGGAUAUUCUUCCAGUGAACACCCAAAAACAGACUCCUAAUUUGCACCAGUACCUGGGGUUAGGGACCUCCCUAAGUAGAUGUAGAUGCAUAGCUGAGGGUAUUUAUUUCUUAAGGUCAGAAAUUGUGGGAGCGCUAGAUCAAAAAAAACGAUUGUGUGUGUAUAUUUUUCAUGUUAAGAUCUUAACAAACAAACAAAAAUUAGUAACAUCUCAGGAUAUUGGUGCCAGCACGACGAUUUCAUUUCCUUCUUGCCACUCGAUGAAUGUACUGUAUCAUAGCGAACCGCUUUGAGAGGAACCUUACGAAAAGGUUCAGUGCUAAGCAAGAGAAAAAAAGAAGAAUUCUGCCGCGUGUCGUUUGUUCCUUAUUUGUAACGGUGAGGUGCAUGUCGGUCAUCCGUAGACACCUAAACAUUUCAAAUAAGUUGUCUUGUUCAGACCCCAGAGCUUAGAGCCAAAUAGUUGUGGUUUUUCUGUGCAUAUCCUGCACACAUUUAGAGGUUUUUCACUUGUUCUUCCACUCACAUUUAGCAGGGCAUCCUGAUACAACCAGAUCUAUAUUUUUGUGUUACUGGAUACUUUAUUGAGAACGGCCCUGCUGAUGUUCCUAACCUCUUUUUUUUUUCUUCUUUUAUCUGAGCACCUUUUUCAUAAGCUUUGAGUGUCGCGUUCAACAUAAAAGUUGGUCACUGCUUGGUGCGUGUGUUUACCCACUGGAUGGGUUUAUGUGUGUACUUUUUUAUUUCUUUAGGAAAACCAAAGCAAAGGUAUCCAUAACAGCCAGGGAAGCUGUUAAGUUAAUGAAAUAUUGUCGUGGAAUGUAUUUUCUGUUGGAAUCGCUUGGAUAUAACUGACACAAACCUUACCUGUGGCUUGUAAUUUGAACACAAAGAAUUGGCGAAGAAUUGGUUGUGAAUUGACUGGGACCAAUCUAAAGCUAUAACCGUGCAACUGAGAAGUCGGAGCAGAGCACCGGGGGAUAGCAGUGAGGAGGUGUGUGCGUCCGCUGGUGGAGAUAGCUUUAAAUGUGCCUUGACGUGAAUUAAAUGGAAGGAGGAAGCGAAGAAGAAGAAAAGGGCUGUGCUCCCCAAGAUUUCCCACCACGAUCAGAUAAAGGUGUUUGAGAUCAGUUGUUUCCCGCUUAACAUUGACCGGUUUGUAGUAGCGAUGUAUCCAGAGGUGAUGCUACACCAAAUGUGUCAAGCAUGAAUGGACCCGUUGCGAUGAAGUGGGGGAUUUUUUCAGUGGCUGCUGUUGGACGUGGCUUUGACUCAUUUGACCCAGAAGAGAAACGUUUGACCGUAACAUUCCAUUCAUUGUUGUUUUUCCACAUGAAGAUUUCAGGGGAGUUUUUGGACACUGCUGAAAGCCGCAGACAGAAUAUGACGGAGCAUACAAAAAUGAAAUACUUCCUCAAAUAAAGCAUUCAUCUUUUUUUCUUUUU